Molecule: messenger RNA, 582 nt
Organism: Striga asiatica
Lineage: Eukaryota; Viridiplantae; Streptophyta; Magnoliopsida; Lamiales; Orobanchaceae
Source: the annotation of a GenBank genome assembly
AUGCCCGAGCAAGUUUCCCACUCGCAAUUGCCAGAUUUUGCCCAUAACAAUACAACAAAACCAAACCACACCAAAUUGCACAGCCCGGCCAUUUUCCUGAUUCCUAAGACACGAAUUACUUUUUCUUUAGAGGAAUUCGUCGGAAAUGCCAAAGAGAAGAGAUUUCGCUUGAAGACGGAAAAAAGGGCUGAAGUAAGGAGAGAUCUGGGAAUUGUACAAGGAGAAAAUUCCAAAAGAGACGAUCUUGGCUGCAAAAAAGCUGCGGAGCCUAAGCAGUGCUUCUCUUGUCGAGAAGCGAUUGUCGUCGAGUCGAGCACGAUAGAGAGUGGAAACCAGAAACAAACAGAUAGCAUUUUGGGUCUUGACGGAUGUCUCACGGCCCUGUCGCCUUCGCUGUCUCAUUUCUGGGGAGUCGACUUAGAUAUUGAGAAGGAGUCCGACCUGAGCUUCUGCAUUUGGUACGUAGCAUUAUUAUAUUCCUCUGACUCUUCUGACGCGUUGUGGUCAGGAUACCAGUUUGUGAUUUUUGAGCUCCGAGUGCCAGACAGGGUUCGACCUGGGAUCUCGUUUUCUAUAGAUUAA